AUGGAUGCCAGCGUCAGCUUGGCACAAUUCGCCGAGGACACAACACAGGCAUCCAAAGAGCAGCCGACGCAAAAAGAAAUCCGAUGUCGCAGACUUGUAGCAGAGAACAUGAAUCCCAGUGCUCGUUAUGUUGGCAACACACCAAAGGAGGAGUUGCUUUUAGAACACGUUCGCGAGUUUGAAGACCAGUUCGUGAAUGUAUAUGGCAACCGCUUUCUUUUCCUCUGCCCACCAAACGAGUACGGCGUUCCCAAGUUUUUGCCAACUACUUUGCGCCCUACGCACCUCCCUUACCAGGAGCUCUACGAGUACAAGUCGUGCGCAAAAUUCUUGGCGGACUUUUUCAAUUAUGAUGAGCUCCACCCAGCCGACAGAUAUCCCACGGUGGUUCCUGCGCCUGCAUCCGUGUUGAAUUGGCAGGCUGGGGAUUGUUUUGACCUCUCAAUUGCCCUGGCCUCGUUGCUCAUUGGCGUUGGCUAUGAUGCGUACUGCGUCAGUGGGUUCGCACCAAGGUUUAUCACAACACGCAAUGAAGCCCGCAGCGCAUGCCCACAGCUAGACGCAGAUAUCGAAGAGACCAAAGAGGAAGACAAGCAGGAGGAGGAUGAGUUCGUCAUUCCUAAAAAGCCGCCGCUGAGGUCAGAGUACAAGGAGGCAAAGGCUAGGGCAGAAGAGGCUGAUCGCUUGCGCCUCCAAGAGGAAGAGAUGAAGUCUGAUUCAGAGGAUGACCCUUCCAGUGACGAAGAUGAGUUCGAAAACCGACGCAUCCACUGCUGGGUUUUGGUACGAAAAGGAUCGCGCGAGGUUGCUGAAGACAUGUACCUCGAGCCAACCACGGGCCGCAUCUACUCUGUCAAGCGCUGCCCAUACCUCAAGAUUGAUCUGAUCUGGAACCACAGAAACCUCUGGGUCAACAUGCAGGUAUGUGGAGCCUCGCAUGUUCAGCUAGACCUGUACAACUCCCGCUACUUUGAGUACGUUAUGCUUGAUGCAGACAAUCUCAGUGGCGAUCUGGGGAGCGGUGGACGCUACGAGGGUGAUGACACAGGUCCAACAGCAGUGCCGUCAGCUGGCAACAUGGACUCUGACGAGAGUCGCCGUGCGGAGCAAACAGCACAGAUCCUUGACCUGCCAUCACCUUGGAGUGAGCGGCCGGACAUCCCCCGUGAGAAGUUCCAUGCGCGCUGCUACCAGGGGGAGAAGACCAUUUUCUACCACAAGUGCAAGGUGGAGCAGUACGCCCCGUACACACAAGAUGAUGGCCUGGUGCAAAGAAUAACCUUGUACAAGGACGUUCGCCGGCAGAUUCCACUGGAGAUUCGAGAGCGAUUCAAGCACCGCAAGGACAAGCUCUUUGAGCGGAAGCGCCGGCCCAUGCAGAACGAGACGCUGGAACGUUUCCUUCCUGGCCGGCCUUCCACAUCAGCUGCCAAUGCGGGUGGUGCCCUGAAGGAGUACAGGGAGAUCAGUGCCCUGAGCCGUGAGCUGAUUUUCUACAAGUCUCGUCUGGAUGGCCUUGUCCGCUCAGUCGAGAUCAUUGGCAGGAAGAUGUUCGAGUACUUUGAGGACCGAGAUGACCGACUGAUCUAUCAUUCAGUCACCCUGGACCCGACAGCCAUGACCAGCGGUACUUUGCGCGGUGGGCCAAAGAGCAAGGACACCUAUCCUGUCGAUUCCGUCGGCGAAGUGCCCAUAAAGAAGAUGACGCAGAAAUACGCACGCAAUCCAGAGGUGCCUGCUGAAGAGGACAUCGCAAAAAUCAGCUUCUACUUGUCCGAGCAGACCUCAUCAUCCAUUUAUUCAUCGACUGGCAAGAUCCGGGUGGACUACCAUCGCGAACCUGGUUCGUUGACUUUUCGGCAAGUCAUGUACCACUACGAAGAUGGCAACCUCCGGCGGCGACCCUCUAGCUUGCCGCAGCCAACCCAGGUGCAAGUCCACAAGCUACUGCAGAUGCAGUCCAGCUGUAGGGACACCAUCAUGGCUUCACAUACCAGCAUACAGCAGGAGCUCACAACGCGCCGGAAGGAUGAAAUCAGCAUCCGCGGAAUGCGGUCUGUUUCUGCGGGCAAGAAGCGAGAUCUGACAAUUCCAGGCAGCCGUGAUGAUGUGCUGGAGCCGUCCGUUUAUGAUUUGGCUCGCGAGAGUGCUCGUGUGGAAGGAACCAGGGAAGGUGCUGAGGAGGAAAAGCAGGAAGAGCAAACUUCCAAGGUGGACAUCCUCGCUCCGUACCUGGUGGACUUCAUCAACAAGGAGACGGGCCUUGUCCAGCUGGAUUCGCUUCAGGCAGAGCUAGUGGCCAAGAAGUGCACCACAGACUUCCGAAAGCGCCUCACAGACAGGGCAGAGAUCAUCCAGCGUCGGUUGGAGGAGGAGCAAGAGCUUCUCCGAAAGCGGCGUGCGCAGAUGCAGCGUCGGGGGGACAGCGUGGAGAGGGACGAGCGCGAUUUCGAGCAGUACCAGAACCAAGCCAUGUUUCGGACGCAGAUUCUGGAGCAGCGACUUGCGCGACAUGAGAUGCAAGCCAUCGAGAAAUUCCAGGACCUGGAGAGGAUGCUCCAAGAGGAUCCUCGUCUCGCAGCGAUGUGGCAAAAGGAGCCAGCGGCAGUCAAGGGCUGA
Messenger RNA from Symbiodinium pilosum, 2619 nucleotides. Lineage: Eukaryota; Dinophyceae; Suessiales; Symbiodiniaceae. The record is from the annotation of a GenBank genome assembly.